Molecule: messenger RNA, 3273 nt
Organism: Talaromyces rugulosus
Lineage: Eukaryota; Fungi; Ascomycota; Eurotiomycetes; Eurotiales; Trichocomaceae
Exons: 4
Coding region: 1-3273 (1090 amino acids)
Cellular component (GO): mitochondrion
Molecular function (GO): L-glutamate dehydrogenase (NAD+) activity
Source: RefSeq, a predicted model, not a curated record
AUGUCGAUUGACCCUGGUUCGGCUCGCCCGCCGUCAGAAGGCCUGCCUUCUCCGGCUGCUGGCGGCUUGUCCACCCCGCAGCUCAUCCUCGACAGUGGCUCAUCUGGUCCUGGAACCCCCAUCGGCUUCCAGCGAUUCCCCCAUAACAAACACCUCGACAAUGUCACCAAGACUCCUGGCCGCCAGCCCUCUCCGCAGCCGACACACUUGGGAUUGCCUGGCCACCACCGCGUUCUCCCCGAGGAAGGCACGGGGUACAUUGCCUCCAAGUUUGAAGGCAAACAGAAACAAAUGGAAGAAGUCAUGGACCGUUUGGAGGAAAAAGGAUUCUUCCCCAGCGAUUUCGUCAUCUCCGAGACUACAUGGUUCUACAACAUGCUUGGUAUUGACGACAUGUACUUCCAGACCGAGUCUGUCGAGUCGAUCGUCACGCAGAUUCUGUCUCUGUAUGCCGCCAAGGUCGCUGCCUAUGCGCGGGACGACAAACGCCUGGAAAUCCGGCUGGACAAGGAGGACGAAGAUCACGCCGUCUACAUUGACACUAGCAAACCCGGUGUUACCUCUUUCAGCGGGCCCAACUACGAAUCCCGUAUUGAUGCCAAGUACAUUGACGGAUCAAGGCCCGGCGUGAGCUACCGAAUCGAGAGUUUUCGCUCGACGAGUCCCCUUCCAGGCGAGACUGAACAACAGCUGCGCUGCUACUUUGUCUACAAGUGCCAGUUUGCCAACCCCAAUCCUAGUCCCGACGAGACUAACAUCGAGAUAAUUGGCGAGAAACGCUUCCUUCAAAAGGCGACCACCAACACCAAGGCUAUCUACCAGGAGAUCAUCACAACUGCCGUCUCGCGGACGGGCCCCGUGAUCGAGAUCUAUGAUAUUGAAGGCAGCCGAGAGAAACGCCUAGUGGUAGCCUACCGCCAGGGAUCUGCCAUGGGUAUCUUUAGCGCGUUGUCGGAUCUUUACCACUACUAUCGACUGACUAGCUCGAGGAAGUACUUGGAAAGCUUUUCGAACGGUAUUAACGUCAUCUCGUUGUAUCUACGCCCCGCACGCGAUGCGGAGGUUUCUCAAAAACACCCGCCCAUCGAGGCCGCCAUUCAUCAGAUCAUGAAAGAGGUUUCCCUUCUUUACUGCAUUCCGCGCAACCGCUUCCAGAACCACUUUGCCAGCGGCCGCCUGAGUUUGCAGGAAACCAUCUACUCUCACUGCGCCUGGAUCUUCAUCCAGCAAUUCUUGAACCGAUUGGGGUCUGAGUAUACGUCAUUGACGGCGCUUUUGGAUUCCAACAACAGCGUUCAUGCUGAACUGUUGUCGAAGAUCAAGAAGCGGCUCCGUACCGAGACAUUCACCUCCGAUUACAUUUCGGAUAUUAUCAGUAAAUACCCCGAACUCAUUCACAAACUUUACCUCGACUUUGCAAACACCCACUACGUGCAAACUGGCCACCCAGAGGAUGACUUCCUGCCGACGCUGAGUUACUUGCGCUUGCAAGUUGACGACAUCCUAGAUGAUGCGGGUCUCAAGGAUCUCAUUGCCAAGACUGUCGUGAACGAACACGACGAAAUGGUUAUGAUGGCCUUCCGUAUCUUUAACAAAGCUGUGCUCAAGACCAACUUUUACACCUCCACCAAAGUCGGUCUGAGUUUCCGCCUGAACCCACAUUUCCUCCCGGAACACGAAUACCCCCAGCGUCUCUAUGGAAUGUUCCUCGUCAUUAGCUCUGAAUUUAGGGGAUUCCAUCUCCGCUUCCGCGAUAUCGCCCGGGGUGGAAUUAGAAUCGUCAAAAGCAGAAACAAGGAAGCUUAUGGUAUCAACGCCCGCUCUCUGUUUGACGAGAACUACAACCUUGCCAACACGCAGCAGCGCAAGAACAAGGACAUUCCAGAAGGAGGCGCCAAGGGUGUCAUCCUUUUAGACGUCGAGCACCAAGACAAAGCUCAGGUAGCGUUUGAGAAAUAUAUUGACAGCAUUUUGGAUCUGCUCAUUGCCCCGACUAGCCCUGGAAUCAAAGACCCAAUCGUUGAUCUUCAUGGAAAGGACGAGAUUCUUUUCAUGGGCCCCGAUGAGAACACAGCUGACUUGGUCGACUGGGCCACGGAGCACGCCAGGAAACGAGGAGCGGCAUGGUGGAAGUCCUUUUUCACUGGCAAGAGCCCCAAGCUCGGCGGUAUUCCACACGACGCUUAUGGUAUGACCACUCUUUCCGUGCGUCAGUACGUCCUGGGUAUUUACCGCAAGUUGAAAAUCGAUCCGUCUACUGUGAGAAAGCUGCAAACCGGUGGACCCGAUGGCGAUCUUGGGUCCAACGAGAUCUUGCUUGGCAACGAACGAUACACUGCCAUUGUAGAUGGAUCCGGUGUGAUUGUCGAUCCUAACGGUUUGGACCGGGACGAGCUAGUGAGACUCGCCAAGAACCGAGCCAUGAUUUCUAAAUUCGACGCGUCCAAGCUGUCGUCAGAAGGGUACCGUGUUCUCGUAGAAGACACCAGCAUCAAGCUACCCUCUGGCGAGACCGUCAAUAACGGAAUGGUCUUCCGCAACAAGUUCCACCUUCGAAACGACCAGUCGCUGGACCUUUUCGUUCCUUGCGGAGGACGGCCAGAAUCGAUUGAUUUGAGCACCGUACACAAGCUGAUUGUGGACGGCAAGUCGGUGAUUCCAUAUAUCGUCGAGGGGGCAAACCUGUUCAUCACACAAGACGCCAAGCUUCGGUUAGAAAAGGCCGGCUGCAUCUUGUACAAGGACGCCUCAGCAAACAAGGGUGGUGUGACGUCCUCGUCUCUCGAGGUCCUAGCAUCUCUCUCCCUCAACGACCAGGAGUUCGUCGAGAACAUGUGCGUCCACGAAGACGGAACCGUGCCGGAAUUCUACCAGACGUACGUCAAGGAGGUCCAAGAGGUCAUCAAACGCAACGCUACGCUUGAAUUCGAAGCCAUCUGGCGCGAGCACGAGCAAACAGGGCUCCUCCGUAGUGUUCUCAGUGACCGCCUGAGCUUGGCCAUUACAGGUCUGGACGAAGAGCUGCAGAAAACGUCCCUGUGGGACAACACCGAGCUCCGACGCGCGGUGCUGCUCAAGGCACUUCCCGGUCUCCUUCUUGAGAAGGUUGGCCUCGACACGAUUUUGACACGAGUCCCUGAAAACUAUCUGAAAUCAAUCUUUGGCAGUUAUCUCGCCAGUCGAUUUGUGUACGAGUACGGCAGCAGUCCCAGCCAAUUUGCUUUCUUUGAUUUCAUGUCCAAAAACUUUAGCCACCAAAUGCUGCCCAAGUAA